This is a messenger RNA of Lytechinus pictus (painted urchin), 3126 nucleotides long. RefSeq names its product C-signal-like. The coding region runs from base 342 to 1139 and encodes 265 amino acids. Gene Ontology annotation, cellular component: cytoplasm. Gene Ontology annotation, molecular function: oxidoreductase activity. The record is from RefSeq and is a predicted model, not a curated record. The transcript is spliced from 4 exons. Lineage: Eukaryota; Metazoa; Echinodermata; Echinoidea; Temnopleuroida; Toxopneustidae.
GCCAGGGGUCGAGUGUUCAAAGAGUGAAUGCCUAUAUUCACGUUUAUUGACAUUUAAUGCUGACAGGACUUAACGUUUACUGUAAACCUUUUUGAAUACAUUUUUCUUUGAUUAUAGUGGAAAUGACCUGUGAAAUUCUAACCAACUUUGAUGAUAUGUCUGUAGAUCAUAAAAUAGCUUCAAAUUGGUAGUUUUGCGUCGUUAAACUUCCGCGAAAUUCAGUUAUUACGCAACGUUGAAAUUUCGACUGCUAGCUACCGUGCUAGCGUCAGAGCCAGAGGAGUGAGAGACCCAAAUUAGUUCUACCCUUUUUAGUAAAGGUACAUUGAAUACAAUCAGAAAUGGGAUAUGCAUUGGUGCAAGGGGCGAGCAGAGGGAUUGGAUUACAAUUUUGUCGACAUUUGCUGAACAGACGACCGACGACAUUUGUGAUUGCAACUUGCCGACAGCCAGACAGCGCCGCGGAGCUUCAAUCACUGCUGAAGGAAUACCCGGCCAGACUUCAGAUCAUGCAGUUAGACGUAUCAAACGAGGAAAAGAUUGCAUCUACUGCCAGAGAAGUUAAAGAGCAUCUCCAUGGCAACAAGAGUAAAGGACUGGACCUACUCAUUAACUGUGCAGGGAUGCUUCAUCCGUCUGGGAGGGGAGAGACUAGUCUUAAAGCAGUAUCUCAAGAGGGACUGAUGUCAACCUUUGCCACCAAUGCAUUCGGUCCUCUUCUGAUGGCCAAGUACUUUGGGGAACAUCUGACCAAGGGGAGUGGAGAGUUUGGACAGCCAUCAUCAGAUACUAGUAGUCAUUCAGGUGUACUGGUCAACAUGUCUGCUAGAGUUGGUUCUAUAUCGGACAAUGGAUAUGGUGGAUGGUACAGCUAUCGAAUGUCGAAGAGUGCCCUCAACAUGGCAAGCAAGAACCUGAGCAUAGAGUUCUCCCGGGGAAGACGGAAGGUGAUCUGCAUCAGUCUCCAUCCAGGGACGGUGGAUACAGACCUCUCAAGACCGUACCAUAAAAACGUCCCUGUGGAUAAGCUCUUCACCUCGGAGUACUCCGUCGAGACGAUGAUGAAGGUGAUUGAAAACCUGACAGUUGAGGAUUCUGGGAAGUUCUUUGAUUUCGAUGGAAAGGAGAUCCCUUUCUGAUGAUUGACAAAGCGAUAUUGAUGUUGAUUCUUGAACUUUUCUAGAACUGAAGAGCAAAAGAGGACACUACCAAAUAUGUGCUGUGUAUACUAUUGUAAAAAGAAGGUCUCAUCAAUCAAUACCUUUACCGGUGUAUAUAUCAACAUCAAUAUGACUAUUUAGUAGGAAGCCGAUCAGUCUGUGUGUGAUGUAAACCUACUCUUGCAAUCCAAUAUUUGCCUUAUUUAUAGACUAAAUUUGUAACAUUUGUAAGCACCAUAACAUCUGGCUGAAAUGCUGUUCAGUGUAUCUCGCGAAGUGGCUCAAAAGAUAUCGUAAAAACUUGAAUGAUAUUUGGAAAAUGGUCAUUAUAAAAAAUAAGCAUGUGGUCAUAGAAGAUACUCUCUUAACCAGCGUUCUUGUAUCCCCUCUCUCCCUUCUUAUUUGUUGCAACAUAUUUGAAAAGAAAAUUGGCUAACAUAUUGAGAGAACAAUAAAUUAUUCUGAUAAUGUCUUGAAAAUAUAACGUGAGUUGCCAAUGCCAUUUCAGAAUACCAAUUUGAAUGUCUCAUUGGAUAUAAUUUUGAAUAGUGGAAAAUCUAAGCCAAGUUAUCAUUGUGUUGUAACUUACAGUUCUUGUAUUGGCCAUUUGAAUAGGAGAAGAAAUGAUAACUCAAUUUGUAGAGCAGUGGUCUUGCAAUCUGACGACCCAGGUUUGAAACCCAGUCGGUGCGCUAUGGUUCAUUUAUUGUUUAUAUAGGUCCCUCAGAAAGGUUCUUAGGCUGCAGAUUCCCUGGUUGCUACUGUAACAGGCAUUCAUGCUUCGCAGAUAAGAUAACCACCACCAUCAAAUUUCCUUGUUCAAUUUGAAAAAGAAAAAAAUAUUUUGUAACUAAAAUUGCUAAACAUUUUAGUUCUAAACAUUCCAAUCGUAUUGUUUCAAAUGAAGUAAUGUUUCAAAUAAUAUCGAUGGAAUGAAGCUUUAAAGAAUAGAUUUCUGAUAAUUGUCUGAAAAUAAUUUCUGAUAUCUAAAGAUAUGUUGACUGUGCUUCUUCUAUUGGUUGUCUUGAAUUUUCUCGCCCGAUGAAAUCAUAUUCUUUUCUUAUAACUUAUCUGAUGCGUUUCAUUCAAUUAUUUUUAGUUGAUAUUGGGGUUUUAAGAAGAUUUAGAGCUAUCUACAACUAGUACAAGUAAAAUUGCCUAAAUCGACCUUUAUUCCAUAAAUCAAAUAUUUGCCCACGUCAAUUUUUAAAGCCAGAUUAUACGAAAGCAUGUGUUAUAUACCUAUUCUAAGUCAAAUAUCUCUAAGUCAGACAUAUUUCUGUGUUCUCACAAGAAUUUAUUUAGGCUAAGUUAGUGGUAUAUACAUAUUCUAUCUUGAGUUAUCUUUUUCAAAAAUCAUAUGUGGUAUUCAUAAUAAUCCCUUAUGUCUUUAAAGGUCAUGUAUCGAGGUACUCCCAGUGCUCAUGGCUUUAUCAGUUUAAGUCAAAAUAGUUUUACAUCUAUAAUGUCAACCUCUGUUGAGAGAUCAGCUGUUUAUGGGUUGAUUUUUCCCUUGUCAGGCGAGGGUUAAUAGAACAUUAGUUUGAUUUGAUUUGAAUCAAUUUUUUCAUUUAUAUUUAAUUUUCAUUUAUAUUUCAUGAUAAUACAUACAUAAUAAACAAAGAAUAAUUAUUAUCAGAAUUCAUAAUACAUACAUGAUCAACAGAGAAUAAUUGGAUUUCAAUGUAAAUUUGAAAAGGUGAACAUGUAAAGAAACAAAGUAUUCAAUAACUAAGUACAAUAAGUUUGAGAAUUUCACUUCAAUAUAAAGACAAGAAAGCCAGAAAGUGUAUUUUAAAGACCAUUUAGUCCUCUUGAGUGGCCAGCAGUCUUAAUAUACAUAUGAAUUGUAUCAUAAAAGUAGUGCAAUACUUUUCAAAUAAAUACUUUCCUGUGCUAUGCAUUAUUAAGAGAAUGUAUAUUAUGGAUAUUUUCAUUAUUCCAAUAAAAAAAAAUCAUGAAUCAA